Molecule: messenger RNA, 5653 nt
Organism: Colius striatus (speckled mousebird)
Lineage: Eukaryota; Metazoa; Chordata; Aves; Coliiformes; Coliidae
Gene: UNC5B
Product: unc-5 netrin receptor B
Exons: 17
Coding region: 11-2866 (951 amino acids)
Biological process (GO): netrin-activated signaling pathway; anterior/posterior axon guidance
Cellular component (GO): membrane
Molecular function (GO): netrin receptor activity; protein binding
Source: RefSeq, a predicted model, not a curated record
CCCCGCCGCCAUGCCGCCGCCCGCCCCAGGCCGCCCCGCCGCCCGCAGCGGCACCAGCCUCCUCCUCCUCAGCCUCCUCCUGCUUCGCCGGGCGCUGGCCGCCGCAGGGCUGGAGUACAGCGACGUGCUGCCCGACUCCUUCCCAUCAGCGCCGGCCGAGACCCUCCCACACUUCCUGCUGGAGCCGCAGGAUGCCUACAUCGUCAAGAACAAGCCAGUGGAGCUCGUCUGCCGCGCCAACCCCGCCACCCAGAUCUACUUCAAGUGCAACGGGGAGUGGGUCAGCCAGAACGACCAUGUCACCAAGGAGAGCCUGGACGAGGUCACUGGGAUGCUGGUGCGGGAGGUGCAGAUCGAGGUCUCUCGGCAGCAGGUGGAGGAGCUCUUCGGCUUAGAAGAUUACUGGUGCCAGUGCGUGGCCUGGAGCUCAGCAGGCACCACCAAGAGCCGCCGGGCCUACGUCCGCAUAGCCUACCUACGGAAGAACUUUGACCAGGAGCCACUGGGCAAGGAGGUCCCGCUGGAGCACGAGGUGCUGCUGCAGUGCCGCCCACCCGAGGGAGUGCCACAGGCCGAGGUGGAGUGGCUGAGGAAUGAGGAUGUCAUUGAUCCUACCCAAGACACCAACUUCCUGAUCACCAUUGAUCACAACCUCAUCAUCAAGCAGGCCCGGCUCCUGGACACUGCUAAUUACACCUGCAUGGCCAAAAACAUCGUGGCCAAGCGCCGGAGCACCACGGCUGCCGUCAUCGUUUAUGUGAACGGUGGUUGGUCCACCUGGUCCGAGUGGUCUCCUUGCAACAACCGCUGCGGCCGGGGCUGGCAGAAGCGCACCCGCACCUGCACCAACCCCGCGCCGCUCAACGGCGGCUCCUUCUGCGAUGGGCAGCCUUUCCAGAAAGUCACCUGCACCACCCUCUGCCCAGUGGACGGCGCGUGGACAGAGUGGAGCAAGUGGUCGGCAUGCAGCACAGAGUGCACGCACUGGCGCAGCCGCGAGUGUGCCGCGCCGGCCCCCCGCAACGGCGGCAAGGACUGCAGCGGCUUGCUGCUCGACUCCAAGAACUGCACCGACGGGCUCUGCCUCCACAAUAAAAGAGUUCUAAGCGAACCCAAAAGCCACCUUCUGGAAGCCACAGGUGACGUGGCCUUGUAUGCCGGGCUGGUGGUGGCCAUUUUCGUCUUCAUCGUGAUCCUCAUGGCUGUGGGGGUGGUGGUGUACCGGAGGAGGUGCCGGGAUUUCGACACGGACAUCACGGACUCAUCAGCUGCACUGACCGGAGGCUUCCACCCUGUCAACUUCAAGACCUCCCGGCAUGACAACCCUCAGCUGCUGCACCCUUCGAUGCAGCCAGACCUGACGGCCAGCGCCGGCGUGUACCGCGGCCCCAUGUACACCCUGCAGGACUCCUCCGACAAGAUCCCCAUGACCAACUCCCCGCUGCUCGACCCCCUCCCCAACCUCAAGAUCAAGGUGUACAGCUCUUCCACCGCCUCCUCCUCGCCAGGGCUCCAUGACGGGACUGACCUGCUUGGUGGGGUCCCCACAACUGGCACCUACCCAGGGGACAGCACCAGGGACGGACACUUUGCCAACAUGCGGGGCAAAGCCCUGGGCUCCCAGCACCUCCUCAACUUGCCCCGGGAGCACGGCAACAGUGCCAGUGGCACGUUUGGCAACCUUGGGGGAAGGCUCACCAUACCAGGCACUGGAGUGAGCCUGCUGGUGCCUCAUGGAGCCAUCCCCCAGGGGAAGUUCUACGAGAUGUACCUGGUCCUCAACAAGUCAGAGAGCGCCCUCCUGCCCUCCGAAGGCACCCAGACAGUGCUGAGCCCGGCGGUGACCUGCGGCCCCACCGGCCUGCUCCUGUGCCGCCCUGUCGUCCUGACUAUUCCCCACUGUGCCGACGUUGGCUCCUCGGAUUGGAUUUACCAACUGAAAACACAGUCCCACCAGGGCAACUGGGAGGAAGUUGUGACCCUGGAUGAGGAGACCCUCAACACUCCUUGCUACUGCCAGCUGGAAGCCAAGUCCUGCCACAUUUUGCUAGACCAGCUUGGCACCUAUGUCUUUGUGGGAGAGUCCUACUCCAGGUCAGCCAUCAAGAGGCUCCAGCUGGCCAUCUUUGCCCCCACAGUUUGCACCUCCCUGGAGUACAGCCUCAAGGUCUACUGCUUGGAGGACACGCCAGAUGCUCUGAAGGAGGUGCUGGAGCUGGAGCGGACGCUGGGCGGGUACCUGCUGGAGGAGCCCAAGCCCCUGCCCUUCAAGGAUAACUACCACAACCUGCGUCUCUCCAUCCAUGACAUCCCCCACGCACUGUGGAGGAGCAAGCUGCUGGCCAAAUACCAGGAAAUCCCCUUCUACCAUAUCUGGAGCGGCAGCCAGCGAGCCCUGCACUGCACCUUCACACUGGAGAGAUACAGUCAGGCCUCCACCGAGCUCACCUGCAAGAUCUGUGUCCGGCAGGUGGAAGGGGAAGGGCAGAUCUUCCAGCUCCACAUCACGCUGGGAGAGCACACCAGCUCCUUCAACACCCUCCACUCCCACCACAGCGGUGCCACCACCACCACCCAGCUGGGACCCUAUGCCUUCAAAAUCCCUCUCUCCAUCCGGCAGAAGAUCUGCAACAGCCUAGAUGCUCCCAACUCCAGAGGAAACGACUGGAGGCUUCUUGCCCAGAAGCUUUCCAUGGACCGGUAUCUGAACUACUUUGCCACCAAAGCCAGCCCCACUGGGGUGCUCCUGGACUUGUGGGAAGCUGAGCACCAGGACGACGGCGAUCUCAACACCCUGGCCAGUGCCUUAGAGGAGAUGGGCAAGAGCGAGAUGCUGGUGGUCAUGGCCACAGAAGGAGACUGCUGAUGAUGCUCCCUGCGGCUGAUGGGCUGGCAGGACAAGACGGGGAGUGAAGGGAAGAGGAGACCCCUCCCUGAUGGCGAGGGGAGGAAGGGGACUCACCCCCAACAGCAAGGGGAGGCGUGUCCAUCCCUGGGCAGUGGCUGAGCAAGGAAGGGCCCAGGCGAUCACUUCUCCCUCCCUCCCCACAUCACUGUCAGCCUUAGAGACGUAUCCUCAGCGUUUACAAGCAAUUCAAGUGUUAACACAGCAUUCCUCUUCCUCCUCCUCCUCCUCCUCCUCCUCCUCCUCCUCCCAGCUGUCCCCAAGGUGGCAGCCAGUGUGGGGAGGAGUCAGGGCUUCUCAAGUCGGGAUGGGGGCUUUCCUUCUCCUUCUUUGUUUGGGUUCCCCUCUGGUUCUUCUCCUCUUUUGAUAGUGUUUCUGCGUUGAAGAGACAAGUCCAGUCUAGGCAAACAGCUUCUGUCAAAAGCCUCAGAGAGCUUAACAAGGCAAAUAAGAAAGAAAAAAGGAAAAAGAAAAAAAAACAAGUUUCUUAGGAAACGCAAAUAAUUUAUUAUCCAGAUCUUUGGAUGAGUCCUUUUUAAAAAAAAGAAAAAGAAAAAAAAGAGAUUUAUAAAUCUUGUUGGUUCCUGUGUGUGAGAGCAAGAGCGUUGCUGGGGUCGGGGUAGCAGGGAGAGAGGUUUACGUGGACACGCUUUUGUGGUGACAAAGCGUGCGAUCUGAGUGGAGCAACAUGUGUUUACAUGUCCUGGGACCCCGGAGAGUCUGUAGGGUGAAGUGCCUCUACGCCCCUCUGGCUCAGGGCUGGCCCACACCCUCCCCAGGAUUUUUUUCCUUGCAAACUCCCCUUUCCCUGAGCAGCAGUGCCCAGCAGAGCGACGGGUUCCCCUCCAGCCAAGAGGAGGGAUGAGGGUUGCUGCCCUGCAUUUAGGGUUCAGGGGAGGGGGGAGUGCAUCCAGAUAUGGGUAUUUUUAAUGAAUUCUUCCCUGGCAUUGUUUGGGGAAGCUUUUUAGGAUGACUACGCCUUCAUUUAUGUAACUUCAGUACAAACCAAAGAUUUCAGCUCUGCAGCACCCUACUGACCCAUGGGCCAAAGCGGGGACGGGGAAUGUUUUGAAACCCAGCGGGAUUUUGCAGCGAGCACCCCAAAGCUGGGCUUCAGGGCUCAGAGAGGGGUGAUGAGCAACUUGUGGAGGGCUCUGGGGAGAGCAGAGGGCUGGCAGAUGGCAUGUGGCUCCUCACAAACCACAUUGCUGGCAGGUCCAAGCGCUCAUGCCCAGUUUUUGAUGCAGUAUUUCAGCGGAGAUCUGAGGAGGGAAUCCUUGGUAUCUCCAUGUUGCAAGCCAGGCUGAGCGUUUCCACCCAAGGGAUGGUAUAAUGGGCAGUGGUUUGGUUUCCCUCUUCUUGUUGCACCUCCUUUUUUUCCACUUUUUAUAAUGGCAGAGAAGUUGUGAGAUGACCGGGAAGUAACGGAGGGGUGGUCGAGAACGAGGGUCCUCACAAAGACAGUGUCUCAAUGAAGGGUAAGAGUUUAGAUUGCCUGCAGGUAGAAGUAGUUACUCAGUGAGUAUCUUAGAAAUGUGUCUGUUUUCUAAAAAAAGAAAGUAAGUAGGAAGGGGAUGUAAGCUCAGGAUUAGACCAGAGCAUACAGCAGGGCUACAGCUCACCCAGCAGUGGGAGUACUAAGAGCAAGGUCUGUGAGAGCUGGUCCUGCUGCGGGCUGCAAAGCCCCAGAGCGGUGUCAGGGGUGUGUGCAGUGGUUUUGGGCCCGGACAAGCUCAGGGAGCCCUGCUGCCAGCCAGGGCAUUGCCUCUGCAGGGCAGCUCGCGGGGAGCUUUCAGUAUUCCUCUUGGCAGCUCUUGGAGCGCUUAUUGAACAUGUAGCACCCCUCCUUGGAGUGUUUCAGGAUCCAUGGGGUUCAUCUCUUCUGGGUUUUCAAGGCUGAGGGGGAGAGGGAAUCCUCUUUCUUUGUGCUGGAUGGGAAGACUUCUGCUGUGUGAGCUCCCCUGUUUCAUGGGAAGGGGUUUUAGCCAGCCUUUGGGUCAUGUUUGAGCAUCCAGCUUCUGAGCCCCCGUCUCUGAGGUGAGGGGGGAGCGAGCCAGUUUGGAAAGAAACGAAGGAUUUAUGGCUCAAAUGGGCUGCUGGCAUUUCAUAGGGCUCCUUUCCCAGUGCCACAGUGCUCUCUGUGAGAUGAGAUGCUCUUCCUUUGGGCCGCAUCUGAAUCUCUCACUGUCAUUCCCCCUGUCUCUGGCUCACAGGCAGCUGCACCGGCACGUGCCUAUCCGUCCAUCUGUCUGUCCGUCCCGCCUGCGGGUACCUCUGCCUCCAUUCCCAUCCCUCCAUGUUUGUCUUCCCCUUCCUUUUGGUGGGCAGCAGCUGCCUGGAUCUGCCAAGGGCUGUGUUUGGGGAGGUUCUACCCAUUGUUCAGAGCAGGGAGCUUGCAUCAAGAGGCAGGGUUUGCCCCCAGCCCAGUCCUCCGAGCACCUGCGCCCAUCUGCCCUUGGUGCCAGCUCCCAGUACCUCCCUCCAUGACUGGGGCUUUCUCUGGCUGGGCAUUUUGGCAAAGGCAAGCCCAAGGUCCAUGUGGUGCUGGCGGUGUCUGUCUCUUGCUCUGCAGUCUGUUUCCAUAUUUAUAUGUCUGGGGGAUGGGCCUGGUGGCAUCCUCUAAAUCUGCAUCUGUUUAUUCUGUAAACUAAAGAACUGUAAAUAAAGUUUAGCAUUCCUAUUGUAACAAAUUAAUUUUUAUGCAAUAAAUUAUAUUUCCUAGUCUAAUAAAAAAAAUCAUAAACAGUC